Messenger RNA from Pelobates fuscus (common spadefoot toad), 1272 nucleotides. RefSeq lists its product as uncharacterized. The transcript has 6 exons. The coding region runs from base 163 to 921 and encodes 252 amino acids. NCBI's taxonomy places the organism in Eukaryota, Metazoa, Chordata, Amphibia, Anura, Pelobatidae. The record is from RefSeq and is a predicted model, not a curated record.
AAAGUCCCUUUAGCCACUUUGUUAAAAAAGCAGGAAUAGGAGGUUAAGCAAGUGCCAUUUUUUAAACAAUUUUCAGAACUUUACUUCUAUGAAACAGGACCUACCAGAAACAUCAAUGUCUGAUUUUUCUUUCUAAGAGGCGAUUUAAAUUAUAAAACAAAAAUGUCUGACACUAUUAAAUGCCACCAUGAAAAUGAACAUCAGUGUUUUUUUAGAAGGCAAAUGGAAUUUAUUGCAAAUGAAAAUUUGGCAAAUGAACGGAGUGAAAGUUUUGUGAAACCAAGACUUGUACCAGAACAUGAUAUUUGGCGGAAACCACCCCCUGAUUUUAGUGUUAAGCUUUAUACGUCUUUGAAUUUGCCGAAGAAACCAAAGGAACGUGAAAAAAGAGUGAAAAAAAAUAACAAAAAUAAAACUGAGAUUUAUAAUCAAGUCAAUACACUACAAUCAGUUGACCGUCUUCCUAGAAUAAUGGACAAAGAGUCUUCCAAAUUCCUAACACGAUUUAAAAACAUUGGAGAAUUUGAGGCUAACAUGUGGUAUGUCAAAUGUGGCAUGUACCCCAAAGAACAAUUCAAAGACUCAAAGCCUCAUGAUUUCAGACAGUAUGAAGUCGAUAUUCCUGAUUUUGUUACAAGUUAUUAUCAUGAUCCUUUGAACUUAAAAUUUAAAUCUCAACAUUUAAGCUGUGUUUAUGGAAUUCAGCCUUUACAAGAGAAGAUUUAUAAAUCAAACAACAACAUCUUUAUAACUCACAGACCUGAGGAUCUGGAGUGGGACUCAGCUCUCAUUCUCCCCAAGACUCCGUGGCCACCCAAGUCUGCAUCAUUUACAAGAUAUAGAAGACAGAGAGGAGUGCACACUGCGUUUUUGGAUCGAGUGGAAGAAAAAUUUAAAAAGUGGCAAGAGAAAACAAAAUGAAGUCCAAGGAUGUGGAGCUGAAUGUCAAGAUAAUGUAAACAUUGCACACACGCAAUAUCUCACUGGAUAUGUGUAUUAAACAAAAUGAUGUAUCUAUCUAACAGCAUGUUAAAUUUAGCUGUAAAAUGUGUAAUAUAUUCUCUUAAUUGUUGUUUAAUCCCCCUUCAUGAUAUUGUAAAGCAACUGCAGAAUAUGUUGGCUCUAGAAAAAUUUGUUCAGCUUUUGUGUUUAAUAUUGGUUUCAUCUUGGUUAAAAUACGGGAUGGGUGAAUCCAGUGAACAUGUUGCCAUUGGCAGAGUUACCCCUAUUUCUUGUAGCCCGCACAAGGAACAACUAAAGGAAAGCUCAGCA